AUGUACUCUUCACUUUCUUCUGUUUUUGAGGAACUUGAGCAAGAAAGUGGCAGACUGAAGAAUAUUGCCUGUGCUUGCCAAUUUUUUCAUGAAGUCUUGGAUUUUAGUCCUGCUGCCGACACUGAUAACAAGAUAAGAGAUUUGACAAUGGUUACCUACUUGAUGGUGAAUAGAUUGGGCCCCGAUUACAUUCCUGGUCUUGAAUUGGGACUUGGUGAAACACUACUUUUGAAAGCCCUUGCACAGAGUACAGGCCGAGAACUUCCACAACUUCGAAAAGAGUAUCACGUCGAGGGUGAUAUUGGAGUUGUUGCCCAGAAGAGUAGGUCCAAACAGCGUGUAAUGUUCAAACCAAAAAGGUUGUCUGUUUUAGAGGUUUGGAAAGGAUUAAAUGAGAUUGCUAAAUCUGAAGGUACAAAUUCACAGAGUAAAAAGAUAGGGGUCAUCAACAAAAUGCUGACAGCGUGUGAAGGGACCGAAGCCAAAUUUUUGAUGCGGUCGUUAGAAGGUAAACUCAGAAUCAAUUUUGGUGAGAAGAGUAUAAUUGUUGCACUAUCGAAAGCUAUCGUAGAAUGGCAGUUAAAACAACAAAACGAGGCAAUCACCACGGAAUUAAUAGUCAAAGCAGAAGAACAAUUCAAGGAAGCAUUUUGCCAGUUGCCUAACUAUGAGAUAUUAAUCAAGAUUGCUCUAAAUGAAGGUAUAUUGAAUAUGGUGGAGCAUAGUGGCCUAAGUCCAGGGAUUCCAUUGAAACCCAUGUUAGCCAAGCCGACUAAGAGUGUAAGUGAAAUAUUUGAUACUUUAGAGGGUAAGAGAUUCACCUGUGAAUACAAGUAUGAUGGCGAAAGGGCUCAACUUCAUCUUUCGGAAGAUGGAAAAAUGCAUGUGUAUUCAAGAAAUUCAGAAAAUAUGACAGAGAGAUACCCAGACUUGAUUCCUGUUGUUAACGAGCUGAAACUUCAGAAUCCAAAGAUAAAGACCUUGAUAUUGGAUUGUGAAUGUGUAGCGUGGGACAAUGAAACCAAGAGGAUUUUGCCAUUUCAGAUUUUAUCCACACGGAAGAGGAAAGACGUUCAGGAGAAAGAUAUCAAAGUUCGGGUCUGUUUGUUUGCGUUUGACAUUCUUUAUUACAAUGGUGAAUCACUCAUUCAAAAACCGCUGGCUGAGAGAAGGGAAUUUUUGUAUGAUAAUUUGAAAGAUAUUGAAGGUAAAUUUACUUUUGCCACCAAAAUGGAUACCGAUAAUGUAGAGCAAAUCACAAAGUUUUUGGAUCAAUCGGUUCAUGAUGCAUGUGAGGGCUUGAUGAUCAAAACAUUGGAUGGCAAAGAAUCAUACUACGAGCCAUCUAAACGUUCAAGAAACUGGUUGAAGCUCAAGAAAGAUUAUUUGGAAGGUGUUGGAGAUUCACUCGAUCUAGUUGUUGUAGGUGGUUAUAUUGGGAAGGGAAAACGUACAGGUUGGUACGGUGGUUUUUUACUUGCAUCUUACAACCAAGAUACUGGUGACUUUGAAACCGUGUGUAAGAUUGGUACUGGUUUCAGUGAGGAAUUGUUGCAAAAACUACACGAAAUAUUGAAGCCUACACAAAUUGAGAAGGCAAAGCCCUCCUACGUAUAUGAUUCAUCAAAUUCUAAUGCAAGUCCUGACGUUUGGUUUGAGCCUACCAUUUUAUUUGAAGUUAAAGUUGCAGAUUUGACGACUUCUCCUGUUUACAAAUGUGGCAUUACAUAUUUUGGAGAUGGCGAGAAGGGGAUUUCUUUACGUUUUCCAAGAUUCAUGCAAAUCAGAAACGAUAAAUCACCUGAGGAUGCUACCAGUAGUGAUCAGAUUGUGGAAAUGUACAGCAGCCAAGCAAACUUACAAUAA
Molecule: messenger RNA, 1866 nt
Organism: Pichia membranifaciens NRRL Y-2026
Lineage: Eukaryota; Fungi; Ascomycota; Pichiomycetes; Pichiales; Pichiaceae
Exons: 1
Coding region: 1-1866 (621 amino acids)
Biological process (GO): lagging strand elongation; DNA biosynthetic process; Okazaki fragment processing involved in mitotic DNA replication
Cellular component (GO): nucleus; mitochondrion
Molecular function (GO): DNA binding; ATP binding; DNA ligase (ATP) activity
Source: RefSeq, a predicted model, not a curated record